Messenger RNA from Marmota flaviventris (yellow-bellied marmot), 865 nucleotides. Lineage: Eukaryota; Metazoa; Chordata; Mammalia; Rodentia; Sciuridae. The record is from RefSeq and is a predicted model, not a curated record.
AUGACAGAUGACUACUUGUGGUUUGAAGGGUUACCUUUCCAUGUUCUUGGUUUCAGCUAUGAAGUUAUAAAAGAAGUGUGUGCUCAGUUUGUGAUAAAGGAUGAAGAUACAGUAAUGGUGUCUUUCCCAAAGUCAGGAACCCACUGGUUGGUUGAAAUUCUCUGCCUGAUUCACUCCAAAGGUGAUACCAAGUGGAUUCAAUCUGUGCCCAUCUGGGAACGGGCACCCUGGUUAGAGUCAGAUGGGGGAUACAAAUUGUUAAAGGAGAGAGAGGGCCCACGGCUCCUGGCCUCUCACCUCCCCUUCCAUCUCUUCCCCAAGUCUUUAUUCACUUCCAAGGCCAAGGUGAUAUAUAUCAUGAGAAAUCCCAAAGAUAUUCUUGUGUCAGGUUAUUAUUUUUAUACUAUGACAAACAUUUCUAAGAAACCAGAGUCACUGGAACAAUAUUUUCAAUGGUUCAUCCAAGGAAACGUGUCCUAUGGAUCAUGGUUCGAGCACAUUCGUGGCUGGAUGUCCAUGAGAGACAGGGAGAACGUCCUGCUGCUGAGUUAUGAAGAGCUGCAGAAGGACCCAAGAAGCACCAUAGAGAAGAUCUGUCAGUUCCUGGGAAAGAAGUUAAAUCCAGAGGAACUGGACUCAGUCCUCAAGAAUUGCUCCUUCCAAGUCAUGAAACAAAACAAGAUGUCCAAUCUUGAAAUAUUGCCUGAAGAAUUCUCUUCUAGGCAUUUCAAACUUACAAGAAAAGGCAUCUGUGGGGACUGGAAGAAUCACCUCACAGUGGCCCAAGCUGAAGCCUUGGAUAAAGUUUACCAGGAGAAGAUGGCAGGUUUCCCCAAAGAGCUGUUCCCAUGGGAGUAAUGUCCAA